Podarcis lilfordi (Lilford's wall lizard) is the source of this 6254-nucleotide messenger RNA. NCBI's taxonomy places the organism in Eukaryota, Metazoa, Chordata, Lepidosauria, Squamata, Lacertidae. The record is from the annotation of a GenBank genome assembly.
ACCCCUAUAUCCCCCUGAAUAUACUUAAGAUGGCGCCGGGGGCAGGAAUAGACUGAAGGUUGCAGCUGUGGAGGGAGGAGAGAGGCGCUGGGGAGGAAGGCUUGGUUGCUAGGUUACCACCCCACCCCCCCCAAGCCUUGCUGCCCAGGGGCACCCAGAGGAAGGAAAGCCCCCCAUGGCCUGAGUCCCCUCACCUAUUGGAAAAGGUGCUGUGCGCAAGUGGAGCCCCCUGCCAGCUCAUGGGGAGUGGGCAGCCCCCCUGGCCAGAGCCAUGGACCUCCGCUUGGCCGUCUACAACGCCGCCCGCGAAGGCAAGCUGAAGCUGCUGCAGAAGCUGCUGGGAACCCGGAGCCGAGAGGAGCUGGAGGAGCUGACGGCCGGCCCCGGCGGCGGAGAAGGGUCCGGGGGCACGCCGCUGCUGAUCGCCUCGCGCCACGGCCACCGCGAGGUGGUGGAGUACCUCCUGGACCACUGCGGCGCCCGGGUGGAGGCGGGCGGCUCGGUCAGCUUUGACGGCGAGACCAUCGAGGGAGCCCCUCCGCUUUGGGCCGCGUCGGCCGCCGGCCACCUGGACGUGGCUCGCAGCCUGCUGGAGCGGGGGGCCAACGUCAACCAGACCACGCUCACCAACUCGACGCCCCUGCGGGCGGCCUGCUUCGAUGGGCACCUGGAGAUCGUGCGCUACCUGGUGGGCGAGAGGGGGGCCGACAUGGAGGUGGCCAACCGCCACGGCCACACCUGCCUGAUGAUCUCGUGCUACAAGGGCCACACGGAGAUCGCCCGCUACCUCCUGCAGAGGGGGGCGGACGUCAACCGCCGCAGCGUCAAGGGGAACACGGCCCUGCAUGACUGCGCCGAGUCCGGGAGCCUGGAGAUCCUGCGCCUGCUGCUGGCCUCCGGGGCGAGGAUGGAGAAGGAUGGGUACGGCAUGACCCCGCUGCUGGCCGCCAGCGUGACUGGCCACACCAACAUCGUCGAAUACUUUAUAGAGGGAGCGUUGGAGGAGGAGGCGGCGGCCGUAGGGGAGCAUGACGGCAGCCAGGCAAAAGACGGUGAUGGGUGUUCUGCUGCCGGCGACGGCCGUCCCCAAGUUUACUGCACCCGGGAAGCAGCUGUGGAAGCACUGGAGCUCCUGGGAGCCACCUUUGUGGACAAGAAGCGCGACCUGCUGGGGGCCUACAAGCACUGGCGGAGGGCGAUGGGCCUUCGCCACCAGGGCGGGCAGUACCUGGCCAAACCGGAGCCUCGCCAGUUGGUGCUGGCCUAUGACUACUCGCGGGAGGUGAGCACGGCAGAGGAGCUGGAGACCUUGGUGAUCGACCCGGACGAAAUGCGGAUGCAGGCCCUUUUGAUCCGUGAGCGCGUCCUCGGCCCCUCGCACCCAGACACCUCCUACUACAUCCGCUACCGGGGGGCCGUGUACGCCGACUCGGGGAACUUCGAGCGCUGCAUCAACUUGUGGAAGUAUGCGCUGGAGAUGCAACAGGGCAACCUGGAGCCGCUGAGCCCCAUGACGGCCAGCAGCUUCCUCUCCUUCGCUGAGCUGUUCUCCUACGUGCUGCAGGACCGCUCAAAGGGCACCUUGGCCACGCAGCUGGGCUUCCCCGACCUCAUGGGCGUGCUGAGCAAAGGGGUGCGUGAGGUGGAGCGGGCGCUCCUGCACCGCAAGGACCCCGUGGCGGACUGCGCCCAGUUCACCAAAGCCCUGGUCAUCAUCCUGCACCUGGUCUUCCUUCUGGAGAAGGUGGAGUGCACCCCCGAACAGGAGCACCAGAAGCGGCAGACCAUCUACCGCCUCCUGAAGUGCAACCCGCGGGGCAAGAACGGCUUCACGCCGCUGCACAUGGCGGUGGACAAGGACACCACCUCCGUCGGCCGCUACCCGGUGGGGAAGUUCCCCUCCCUCCACGUGGUCAACCUCCUCCUGGAGUGCGGGGCCGACCCUGACGGCCGCGACUACGACAACAAUACCCCUCUGCACGUGGCCGCGCGCAACAACUGCCCGCUCAUCAUGAGCGCCCUCAUAGAGGCCGGGGCGCACAUGGACGCCACCAACGCCUUCAAGCAGACGGCCUACGAGCUGCUGGACGAGAAGCUGCUCACCAAAGCCAUGAUGCAACCCUUCAACUACAUCACGUUGCAGUGCCUUGCCGCCCGCGCCCUCGACAAGCACAAGAUCCCCUACAAAGGAUUCAUCCCCGAAGAGCUGGAGGCCUUCAUCGAGCUCCACUGAAGAGGGGGCGGGCGGCAUGGCGAGCCCCCUCCCGCAGGGGCUGGGGCUGGGAUUCGGCCCGCCUCCGCUCGGGUUUGGAUUUUAAAAUGCUUCCAUUUGCACACUGGGCCGGGUCGACCUGCCCUCUCUCUCUCUCCGGGGGGAACCUGUGGAAAUUGAGAGCUGCUCUCGCUGGGCCACCUUGGUGGGGCUGCCCUGGGCACCCCAGGUGGCUGGAUGUAGCCCCCACUCUGUGACCUAGUGUGGCUCUAGGGGAGUUGGGGGCAGAAUAAGGGUGGACAAAACCAGCUGCUCGUCGCCCUGCCCCCUGAAAAGAAAGGGAGCCCACCAGGAUCCCCUGAGUGACGGCCACUUCCCAGCUCACACAGAUGGCAGGGUUCAAGCAGCACGGUCAGGUCAGAAUUGCUGCUGCCCUCCAUUGCCAACUAAUUUUUUUUUCCUCUUCAAAGCACACACACACACACACACACACACACACACACACGCAAAUCCUAUUUUUGACCUCUUGCUUUCUAAAGCCCAGCCUGCCUUAGAAGCUUUAAGAGCGGCUAGGUUUGCAUGCCCUUCCUCCUCUCCCUCCCUUGAAAGCAAGCGAGGGGUUUUAGGCGAGCCUGCAGUCAAGUCUUAAAAAAAAACAAAACCUGCUCUACCCUUUUUUCAGUGACAGCCUGUGCCGGAGGGGGGUGUGUGAAAGUUUCAGCCAAACACUGCGGGUAAUGUUGAAAGUUAGCUUUGUUACGCUUCGCGCAGCUGACCCAACCCGGUAUGGUGAGGUUUGGUUGUGUUCUGCGUUUGAUUUUACUUCAUUUUCCAGUGUCCCAUAUUGCAUUGCUGAGAUUUUGCUGGCUGUAUUGAGAGGCUGGUUGUGGUGUUGUGCUGUGUUUUGCUGUUUUUUCCUCAUUUUUUUUUUUUUAAAGAUCAAGCUGGUGCUAUCACUGGUUCAGGCAGUUGAGGGGGGGUGGAAAAACCCCAAACUCUGAAGUCGCUUUUAGGAUCAACCAGCGGCCCCCCGCCUUCCUCCCCACAGAAAGACCAGAGGCAGAAAAACCAUUAUCAGGCUUCUUUUUCGAGUGUGUUAAAGAUGAUCCUUUGCGUUAAGACAGCCCCAUUCUUUUCAGAGCGCAGAUAGGGGUUGUUGUGUUUUGCUUUUUAAGAGGGGAACGUCUUCCAGAAUGUUGGGUGGCUAGGGUCUGCUUCUUCUAAUAGGUCCUGUGCCUACAGACCCUUCUUCCUUUGCACAGCUGCAGAAAGGGGUCAGAAGUGCUCCUUUAAAGGUCUUUUGGUGGCAUCAGGGCAGGGGGAGAGACAGUGGCCCUUGCUUCCAAAUUAAAUGCAGCGCACAGGCCCAGAGACCUAGUUGGCAGGUUUUGUCCCGGCCGACGGCCCCUUUCUCCACCGGCUGGUUUUGCCGCGUCUUGGGCAGGUCUUAAAAGCGGGGGGUUUGUCAAGCAGCCUCAGUGGAUUUCUGCGCUUGCACCACCUCUCCCAGUUGCAUUGAGAGAGGUGUCUAAUAAGGUGUCUGGAAGGACAGUCAGUAAAGCAUGAGACUCUUAAUCUCAGGGUUGUGGGUUCAAGCCCCACAUUGGGACAAAGGACCCCUGCAUCGCAUGGGGUUGGGCUAGAUGAUCUUGGUGGUCUCUUUCCAACUCUACAAUUCUGCCAUUCUAAACGGCUGUACGCUUCAUUCACAGUUGCUCCCUCUCUGAAAGACGGGAUCUGUAAUCAGCAGACUUUUGAGGUCGUGUUAAUUGAACUGUUCUUCAGUCCGGGAAUCAAGAGAGUUGUAGAGUCAGAAGGGACCCCGAGAGUCUAGUCCCGACUCCCUGCAAUGCAGGAAUCUCAACUGACAGGUGGCCAUCAAACCUUUGUUCAAAAACCUCCAAGGAAGGGAGAGUCCACCACCUGUGGGGUUCUUCCUGGCGUCCAGUCGGAAUCUCCUUCCUUGCAAUUUGAAUCCGUUGGUUCAGGUCAUACGCUCCGGAGCCGGAGAAAAGAAACUUGCUCCGUCCUCCGUGAAGGCUGAUCCCUGAAAAUGGAUUCUCAAACCCUGUUAUCCCAGACAUGCUGGCCCAGGGCUUGGUGGGAGUCAGGAGUCUCAGGUCUUUGAAGAAGGAAGCAGGGGUCAGGGCUUUAUUUGGAAUUCAAAGGGUACCCAAAGCACGCUGAGUUUGAGAGUCUGGGGAAAGGGCAUGUUGAGCUGCAUCCCAUUUGGUUGCAUCGCAUCAACCCAACAGCAAGGCGGAUCAUGCGGCUGAAAGGUGUACUUGUUGCAGGAGGGAGCAUAGCUGUUCACAGUUGCCAGCGCUGUUUGCAGAGACGUUUGGAGCAGUGGUACUGGAGCGCAGUUCUCGGCUGCCAUCUUUUGUCAGCCAGCCAGCCACAAGAAAGCGCCGUUGACCCACUGACCAUCUCACCCAGCCCUGACAGGGACAGAGCUUGCGCAGAAUGCAGAUUGGGAGGGGGGCAUUGGAAGGUGCUGGCCGCUUGUUAGUCCAGAGGUGUUUCCCCCCCAAUAGCCCUUCAGAGGGUCAACAUCUGGAAUGGUUCAAGAGUUCAUCUGACGCGGCUUUCGGAGGGCGGAUUCAGACAACAAUUUCAUCCUCCUCCCUCCCCCUGCCCUGACUUUACAGGGUUGGGAAUUCAGUGAACUGGCAAGGUGGCUCCUGAUCCAUAGCUCAGUCAGUAGAGCAUGAGGCCUUUAAUCUCAGGGUCGUGGGUUCACGUCCCACCUCGGGCAGAAGAUUCCCACAUGGCAGGGGGUGGGAUUAGGGCAGGGGUCGGCAAACUUACCGCGCCUCGGGCCGGUGUCUCCAGCGCCGAUCGCACAGAGGGCAUGGGAGCGCGUGCCCAUACGCACACGCUAUUUCUGGCGCACUUCCGGGUUGGAGGAGCACCGGAAAUAGCUUGUGCGCAUAUGCACGGGCCUCCUCUAACCCGGAUGUGCACUGGAAAAACACUUGUGCAUGCACAAAUAACGUGCAUGCGCAAAUAACGCUUGCGCAUGUGCACAAGCUACUUCCGGUGCUCCUCCGACCCGGAAGUGGGCAGCCGUGCAGCGCCGGUAAGAGCAGGUGGCGGGGUCGCCACAGGCCGGAUAAACGAGUCCCUCGGGCCUUAUCCAGCCCGCGGGCCUUAGUUUGGGGACCCCUGGAUUAGGGCGACCCUCAUGGUCGCUUCCAACUCUACAGUUCCACAUGGUUUGUCCCAGAGGACGCAAUACACAUGGGUCCCUCUCCCAAGCCAAUGUCUGCUGGAAAAUUGAGGCAUUUCAGACGCUGGUCCACAGGCUCCUUCAUGGCCUGACCGGGCCACUGCUGCCCCCAGUUCCACUAGAUCUGCAAGGUGCCAUUUCCCAACAAAUCAGUGUAUGCCACUGUAGCAUGAGGGCUUUGUCUGAAUCCAUCUCCUUACAUUUUUGUUUGGGAUUUUUUUGGAGGGGGUUGUAUGCCAAAGUUGAUUGAGUGUUGUGUGUUGACCAUCAAAGUUGUGGGCUCCAAGUUUGGUUUCAAAAGGCUCUCUUCGGUGUGGGCAGGAGAGCAAGGGUAGAAAACAGCCGCUGAGGUUGGGUGGGUGGGGGGGUAGAGGAAGGGGUGAUUCCCCCCCCCCCGCCAGCUGCCCACCCCUCAAGGCUCUCUCGCUCUUCACAACACUCCUCGGGACCGCUGACCACGUGCUCCCUGCUUGAGACUGGAUGGCUCAGCUGAACCAUAGCAACCUCAGAAAGGUUUUCCUCAGAGGAGGAAUCACUUCGACUGUCCUUCCCCCCUCCCCGCCUCCCGCUUUGUUAAAAAAGCAAACGACAGUUUCGAGGGGUAAAGAAAGGUGGUUUCAGGGUACUGCUGCUGCUGCUGUUGUUUUCUUGCUGCAAAGAAAAGUGUUCAUUUAGCAACGCAUUGAACAGAAUACUCAAGAAGCGGAGUGUGUUAAACUCGUCAGCCGGUGGCAACUCCUAAGUUGGAAUGAAUGAAAUGACACUUUAAAAAAAUAAAAAGGAAAAGAAGGAAACGAAAAUCCUGCUGCU